Molecule: messenger RNA, 723 nt
Organism: Emiliania huxleyi CCMP1516
Lineage: Eukaryota; Haptophyta; Isochrysidales; Noelaerhabdaceae
Exons: 2
Coding region: 1-723 (240 amino acids)
Source: RefSeq, a predicted model, not a curated record
AUGUGGCUAGAAAAAAUGCUGCCGGUCGCCUCGAAAGCGCCCGCCGGCGACGCGCUUCUGGCGGAGCUCGAGGCGGAGAAGGAGGCGGAAGACAAGAAGAAGGAAAGCAAGAAGGGAAAGAAGAAGAAGAAGGGGAAGGGCAGGGCAGGGUCGUCGCAGGCGCACGGCGAGGCGGCGGGUGAGGCGGACUUGGCAGAGGUGGAUGCAGAGGUGGCGGCGCCCGAGGCGGAGAAGGAGGCGGGAGUGCCUGUCCGCUGCCUCGGCGAGACGACGGCGAGGCUGAGUGUAGUGCCAGAGGGACAGGCACUAGAGGAGCCAUCACCGGAAAUUGGCGCCGCUGCUCCGGCCGACUUCGCCGAGUCCUUUGCGCCGCCAUCGGAUUCGCCGUCGCAGCUUGCUGCCGCUGCCCCCGAUGAGGACUCGAUCGGACCCGAGGACCCGAGCUCCGACUCCGUCCCCGACGAUGCGGUGUCGGGAGAGCCUCAGCCAGCGGCGGCGACCGUCUCGCUCGCCGACGCCGACUUCGACACUGGCCGGGCGGUUGUUCCUGAGUCCACCCUCGGCGGUGAGACCACAUGCAUCGUGUGCUUCACCCGGCCGAAGACGCACAUCGCCGUGCCAUGUGGGCACCAGUGCGCGUGCGGCGCUUGCGCGGAUCGGAUGCGCGAGUGCCCGUACUGCCGCGAGCCGGUGAUGAUGUGGAUGCUGCAGCGCCUCGUGUAG